This is a messenger RNA of Anopheles coustani, 1866 nucleotides long. RefSeq names its product transcriptional regulator ovo (gene Pph13). The transcript has 2 exons. The coding region runs from base 1 to 1836 and encodes 611 amino acids. Gene Ontology annotation, biological process: regulation of transcription by RNA polymerase II. Gene Ontology annotation, molecular function: RNA polymerase II transcription regulatory region sequence-specific DNA binding; DNA-binding transcription factor activity, RNA polymerase II-specific. The record is from RefSeq and is a predicted model, not a curated record. Lineage: Eukaryota; Metazoa; Arthropoda; Insecta; Diptera; Culicidae.
AUGAAACGAAAGCAGCGCCGCUACAGGACCACAUUCAACUCGCUCCAGCUGCAGGAGCUCGAGCGUGCGUUCCAGCGGACGCACUACCCGGACGUGUUCUUCCGCGAGGAGCUGGCGGUGCGCAUCGAUUUGACCGAGGCGCGCGUGCAGGUCUGGUUUCAGAAUCGUCGCGCAAAGUGGCGGAAGAGCGAGAAGACGACGGCGGAGGGCGGUGGACUGGGGGGCGAGCAGGACUCACCCGACCAGCCGGGGCAGGAGCUGCCCACCAACUCGGGCGAGAGUGAGCUAGGGGGCGGUGACGGAGCUUCGGCCGGAGGAGCAGGAGGCAACAGUGUGCUGGGGGACGUCGGGUCGAUGCUGAUAGCAGCGGCGGCGGCUGCGGCGGCUGGUGAUCCCGGUGGGGAGCGGGGAAGGAUCGGCGUCGGCUUGAGUGACGACGACGACGACGAGCUGGAACUCGCCGACGGUGUACUGCAUGAGAUGGCGCGCGGUCUGAAGGCGCAGCAUCAAUCGAUAGCGUCGGUGGGCGAGGCGGCCCAACAGCAACAGCAACACCACCUGCACCAGCACCUGCAACAGCACGCCGGACCGAGCCCCAGGACGGCGCUGUUGGACGGCGUGGACAUUGUGCUGCCGGGGGCCGGUUCAAGCGCCUCCGGACUCACCUUCGACGCCGCUUCUCUGCAGAGUAUGGCGCUCGGACUGCAGGACGACACGGCGGGCGGAGGGGGCGCCGAAGUGUCGUCCGGGACCGGUGGCUAUAGUCUCGUGGACUCCGUGGAGCUGCCACGACUCACCAUUGGCUCGCUGUCGUCUCCCGGGCGCCUCUCGCCCAAUCUGUUCCUUAACCUCAACUUCGACCACCUCAACUCGCUCGACGGAAGCCGCUCCAGCAGUCUGACGUUCGAGUGGAACAGCUUCACCGGUGCCAACACCACUACCACUGCGAACAAGCUGACCCCGUCUGGCAGCGGGUCUUACUCGUCGCUGAACGGCACCUCCAUACCAACGGAUGGUAUCGAGUCGGGAGGUGGAAGCGUCCUGGAGGUGUCCUCUGCUGGCGAUGGAACUUCCGAGCGAGGUCUUGCCGGGCCGGAUACGGCCAUCGUGGAUGGCUGCUGUUCGCCACAGCUUCACCAGCAGCAUCACCACCACCACCAUCACCACCAUCAACACCAACAGCAACAGCAGCAGCAGCAGCACCACCAUCACCAGCAACACCAUCAACAUCCGGUGUACGACGACGAUAUGAAGUUCCUGCACGCUGAUCACUUCGGGGCGAUGGAGAGCUUCAAGCACGAGUCGCUGUUCAACCUCGACCACGCGCUGCUCGGCUCCAGCGUCCCAUCCUCCGAUCAAAGCCUGACCCUGCUGCACCUGCACCAUCCGCAUCUCCAUCACCAACACACUCAACCUCACCAGCAGCAGCAGCAGCAGCAGUUCGGUUCACAUUCCGCUCAAAAGGGCUCAGCACAUCAACAGUCGCAACCUCCCCAUCAACAUCAGCAUCAGCACCACCAUCAGAGCCAUCAGCACCUGCCGCACCAUCAUCAUCCGCAUCAGCACCCGCAUCAACACCAGCAUCAGCACCACCAGCACCAACACCACAGCCAUCUGAGUGUGCUAGAGGACGAGCUGACCGGUGGUGGGUUCUCGUCCGUGCUCAACGAUCACCAGCCGGGCGGUGACGAGGAUGCAGGCGGCCAGUCGACGCAGGAUGACCCUCAGCAUCGCGCCACAUCGCCCUCCGAACUGCUCGACCUCGAGCGGCCCAUCAACAUCCACAUCAACGUGACCGACGCGCUCGACAAUCAUCAUCCGAAUGACAAGUUCUAAGCUCUGAACACAAUCAACGCCACGCCCCCU